AUGGCAGAAAGACGGUCAAGUAGCAACACUGAACAAAACUAUGAUGAUGUUAACGAGGAUGAUACCAUUAUAGACCUGAUAAAUGGUGCUAUAGAAACGGAAAAACAAAAGGAUGGGGACACUUUUCUACACAAAGCUGCUAGAAGUGGAGAAGUAGAAAUGGUCAAACUGUUACUCAACACAUCAAAUAUAAAUCUCAAUCAAAAGAAUGAGGAUGGGGACUCUUUGUUACACAUAGCUGCUACAAGUGGGAAAGUAGAAAUUGUCAAACUGUUACUCAACACAUCAAAUAUAGAUCCCAAUCAAAAGAAUAAGACCAACGGCGACACACCCUUACACAUAGCUGUAAGAGAAAAAAAACCCGACAUGGUCCAAUUGUUAUUAGAAAGAGGAGAUAUAGAUCCAGAUACAUCGAAUAAGACCAACGGCGACACUCCUUUACACAUAGCUGUAAGAGGUGCACACGUCAAAAUGGUUGAAUUGAUAUUAGAAAGAGGAAAUAUAGAUCCAGAUAAAGUAAAUAAGGAAGCUGCAAACAUGAGAAACAUGAAAGAUCUGUAUGAUACCACCAAAACACUUACUGGCAAAUUUAGACAAACCGGUCAACAAGAUAAAGACAAAAAUGGGAAGUUCCUUACCACUAUUGAAGAACAGAUUGCUAGAUGGGUCGAAUACUUCAAAGAACAUCUGAAUAGACAACCUCCAGCUAAUAUACCAGUUAUCAACAAAGCAGAUGAAGAGCUUCAUAUAAACCUUAACCUACCAACAAACGUAGAAAUUAAACAAGCUGUAAAAAAGGUUGAAGUCAGGAAAGGCAGCAUGUCCGGACAACAUUCCACCAGAAGCCAUUUAGGCCAGCCCAGACCUAACAGCUAA
Messenger RNA from Mytilus trossulus (common blue mussel), 876 nucleotides. Its product is annotated as ankyrin-2-like. Gene Ontology annotation, molecular function: protein binding. The transcript is spliced from 6 exons. Lineage: Eukaryota; Metazoa; Mollusca; Bivalvia; Mytilida; Mytilidae. The coding region runs from base 1 to 876 and encodes 291 amino acids. The record is from RefSeq and is a predicted model, not a curated record.